UGCAUAUGCUAAGACUUUUAAUGUGUUAAUGGCAAAAGUUCAAAGUAUUUUCUCCAGCUGCAGUUUUCUUUCUAAAGAUUGUUAUUUGGCUGCCCGCCCCCUACUUCCACCCCACAAUCUCUAAACAGCUCUUAAACUAAAUUGCCCAAGAUCUGUGGGGGCAUUUGGAAAGAUACGACUCUUUCUCAUCAGCACUUUUGAUAUGAUUAUUUAUAGUUCUUCCUUUCCAGUAACACACCCGGGCUUAACCCUGAGCAACAACAACAACAACAGAAAGAAAAAGCAAAAGAGAAAGAAAGCCGAGAUUGUGGUGUGGGCAAAGGGUAGGCCCUCAGAUGUGGCUGUUCAAAAUGACUAGUUUUGAAUUUUGGUCUUUGCUUUUGUAAACCAAGUAUUCUUUCUUUCUCUUCCCCCACCCCCUUUAAAUUCAGACACUGCAAUCGUCAAUGUAGUCAAAUACAAGUUGUGCACUUGUGCGUGCAUGUGUGAUGUGUGUGUGUGUGUGCACACAUGUACUCGCACAGAUGGGGGUUGCCUUUGAAGGGAUGGCUUGCAGUUGUGGGAAAAAGAUGGUUUUCCUCAGUAGUGCUGGAAGAUUCUAGGCUCAAAAAUUGAUGGUGCUGUUGCUAAGUCAGGUGGCUGUGGCGGUCACUUGUGAUGCUUGGGGAGAUGAAACAGCUUACCCCCCACUUCUGUUUCAGAAUUGAUUAUCUUAAACUCAGCAGCCACCACGAAACUGCUUUGCAUUUUCCUUGCUUCUCAGCUGCAUUCCUGCCUGAAGUAUUCAGCCACGUAAUUGUUCUCUUCAGUGCGGGUCCUCUUCCUUGAUCAAUACACCUUUGACUGUUUCCAUCAUAGCAGAAAUCCUUCAAGUGGGUCUCCAGUCUUUUGUGUGUGUGUGUGUGUGUGUUGUAUGUUAGCUCUGAGAUUCAUAAUUGUUUCUUUCCCCACUGGUACUUUUCAGUUGGAGCACAAAUUAGUGUUGUACCUCAUCGCUCGUUCAAAAUAUGGGCGGGAUCCAUUUUUCAUGCCUCAUGCUAGAGAGGGCAACAGAAUGCCAGUUGCUAGGAAGAUCAAGGUUAUGGGCUGUGCUUUUAAAGUUAACCAUCUACCUCACCUCUGGCUGCAAGAACCGCCCUUUCAGCAGCACCCAGGCAGAUGACCAGUGUGGUUCAGGCAGUGUUUCUGAGUUGCAGGUGUUCUCCUGAAGCUGGAGUAGAAGGUGCAUCUUGUCCAUGUCCCCUGGAUUGUUCCAUGUUGGUGACAUGCUCAGGUCUGGCAAUCAGGCUUCUUUUGAGAAGGAUCACCUGUGAACAAUGUGUCAUUAUCUCCUUGGUGAUUUGGGACAUUGGUCUCUCUACAGAUAGAUGCAGACUAAAUGAAAUUGUUACCUAGGCUCUGUAUCAGAAUGCUAAGUGUGUUAAUUUUCAAAUUUAGACCCAAACUACCUUUCUCUCUCUUCUCUCUUGGGACUAGUUAAAGUCAGGGGACUCUCAGCUCCUGUCGUGUGCAAUAAUCUUUUCUUUUUCUGCCUAGUUCCUGUCUUGAGUUUUGUCCUCCCCUACACACCUGGAGCUCUCCCAAACAGGACUCCAUCUUACCCCAAGCUUCCAGGCUGGAGGCUGCCUUUCUGACACAGAGCACGGGACGCAGACAGCACAGCCUUCUCAGCUGUUUUCCUCUCUUGCCUUCCCAAUGGAAAAUUCCAGCCAUGUCCAUUGGUGAUGCGCCUAUUUUCUUCUUGCUGAACCCUGCUCUGCUGGGAUGGCACCUAGAGCGGUUGCUUAGCAUCUCCCUAAAGCAGCAUCUUGGAAUGCCUGAGACAUUCUAGCACUUGCCUAUAACAGCAGCUCUAUCUGCUUUUCCUUCUGCUUGGCUUGUGAAGUGUUAGGUUGACAGGGCCUGCUCUGUUGAACCUGUGUUCCAACGGGGAGGCAGAGAAGGUUCUGGGUGACAGACCUUCCUAGCUAAGGGGGGCCUGCCUUUCUCCUUUCUUAGCCCAGCUUUCCACUCAGCCUGCGUCCUUUAAAUAAUCCUUCCUCAUUCCACUCUCUGUGCUGAAGUGUAAUUAGUCACAGUUCAGAAGGAAGCCAUGCCUGGUGGGAUUGAGACUGCCCAGAGACCCUAGGGUCCUGAUGCCUGUGAUAAAGGCUGCUAGAAUCUGGCCAUGUUUUUCUACUUUGUAAUUUAACCGCUUGGCUGAAGAGGAAAUAAAAACCGAGCAGGAGGUGGUGGAGGGAAUGGAUAUCUCUACUCGCUCCAAAGAUCCUGUCUCUACAGAGAAAACGGCCCCGAAACGGAGGUUCCCCAGCCCUCCACAUUCCUCCAAUGGCCAUUCGCCCCAAGACUCAUCCACGAGCCCCAUUAAAAAGAAAAAGAAACCCGGCUUACUCAACAGUAGCAAUAAGGAACAGUCAGAGCUAAGACAUGGUCCGUUUUACUAUAUGAAGCAGCCACUCACCACAGACCCUGUUGAUGUUGUACCGCAGGACGGACGGAAUGACUUCUAUUGCUGGGUUUGUCACCGGGAAGGACAAGUCCUUUGCUGUGAGCUCUGUCCCCGGGUUUAUCACGCUAAGUGUCUGAGACUGACAUCGGAGCCAGAGGGGGACUGGUUUUGUCCUGAAUGUGAGAAGAUUACAGUAGCAGAAUGCAUCGAGACGCAGAGCAAAGCCAUGACCAUGCUGACCAUUGAACAACUGUCCUACCUGCUCAAGUUUGCCAUUCAGAAAAUGAAGCAGCCAGGGACGGAUGCAUUCCAGAAGCCUGUUCCAUUGGAGCAACACCCUGACUAUGCAGAAUAUAUUUUCCACCCCAUGGACCUUUGUACAUUGGAAAAGAAUGCAAAAAAGAAGAUGUACGGCUGCACAGAAGCCUUCCUGGCCGAUGCCAAGUGGAUCCUGCACAACUGCAUUAUUUAUAAUGGGGGAAAUCACAAGUUGACGCAAAUAGCAAAAGUCGUCAUCAAAAUCUGUGAGCACGAGAUGAAUGAAAUCGAAGUCUGUCCAGAAUGUUAUCUUGCAGCUUGCCAAAAACGAGACAACUGGUUCUGUGAGCCCUGUAGCAAUCCGCACCCUUUGGUCUGGGCAAAACUGAAAGGAUUUCCAUUCUGGCCAGCGAAAGCUCUGAGGGACAAAGACGGGCAGGUUGACGCCCGUUUCUUUGGACAACAUGACAGAGCCUGGGUUCCAGUCAAUAAUUGCUACCUCAUGUCUAAAGAAAUCCCCUUUUCUGUGAAAAAGACUAAAAGUAUCUUCAACAGCGCCAUGCAAGAGAUGGAAGUUUACGUGGAGAACAUACGGAGGAAGUUUGGGGUUUUUAAUUACUCCCCGUUCAGGACGCCCUACACGCCCAACAACCAGUACCAAAUGCUGCUGGAUCCCAGCAACCCCAGCGCGGGCACAGCCAAGACAGACAAACAGGAGAAGGUGAAGCUUAAUUUUGACAUGACAGCGUCCCCCAAGAUCCUUCUGAGCAAGCCCCUUCUGAGCGGGGGUGCCGGCCGCAGGAUCUCCCUGUCCGACAUGCCUCGCUCCCCCACCAGUACGAACUCUUCCGUGCACACGGGCUCCGAUGUGGAGCAGGACCCCGAGAAGAAGGCCCCGUCCAGCCACUUCAGCGCAAGCGAGGAGUCCAUGGACUUCCUUGAUAAGAGCACAGCUUCUCCAGCCUCCACCAAGACGGGGCAAGCCGGGAGCUUGUCUGGCAGCCCAAAGCCUUUCUCUCCGCAAGCGCCGACACCCAUCAUGACAAAACCCGACAAGACUUCCACCUCCACCACCGGGAGCAUCCUGAACCUGAACUUGGAUCGAAGCAAGGCCGAGAUGGACCUGAAGGAGCUGAGCGAGUCGGUCCAGCAGCAGUCAGCCCCCGUCCCUCUCAUCUCUCCCAAGCGGCAGAUUCGAAGCCGGUUCCAGCUCAACCUGGACAAGACCAUAGAGAGUUGCAAAGCACAGCUAGGCAUAAAUGAGAUCUCAGAGGAUGUUUAUACAGCCGUGGAGCACAGCGAUUCCGAGGACUCCGAAAAGUCGGAGAGCAGCGACAGCGAGUACGUCAGCGAUGAGGAACAGAAGCCCAAGAAUGAGCCCGAGGACCCCGAGGACAAAGAGGGGAGUCGGGUGGACAAAGAGGCCCCUGCCAUCAAAAGGAAGCCCAAACCCACAAACCAGGUAGAGGUCAAAGAGGAAGCGAAGAGCAACUCUCCUGUCAGCGAGAAGCCGGACCCCACACCCGCCAAGGACAAGGCCAGCCCAGAGCCUGAGAAGGACUUUGUAGAGAAAGCAAAGCCAUCACCUCAUCCCACAAAGGACAAACUGAAAGGAAAGGAUGAAACGGAUUCUCCCACAGUGCACUUGGGCUUGGAUUCGGACUCGGAGAGCGAACUUGUCAUAGACUUAGGAGAGGAUCCUUCUGGGAGGGAGGGUCGAAAAAACAAGAAAGAUCCCAAGGUGCCGUCGCCUAAGCAAGACGCUAUAGGUAAACCGCCACCGUCGUCCACUUCGGCGGGCAACCAGUCUCCCCCAGAGACACCGGUACUCACCCGCUCAGCCACCCAAGCACCCGCGGCUGGGGUCACCGUGGCCGCCGCCACCACCAGCACGAUGUCUACCGUCACAGUCACGGCACCGGCCACCGCCGUCACGGGAAGCCCGGUGAAGAAGCAGAGGCCGCUCUUACCGAAGGAGACUGUCCCAGCUGUGCAGCGGGUCGUGUGGAACGCAUCAAGUAAGUUUCAAACGUCCUCCCAAAAGUGGCACAUGCAGAAGAUACAGCGCCAGCAGCAGCAGCAGCAACAACAACAGCAGAGCCAACAGCAGAGCCAGCAGCAGCAGCCUCAGUCUUCCCAGGGGACGAGAUAUCAGACCAGACAGGCUGUGAAAGCUGUCCAGCAGAAGGAGGUCACCCAGAGCCCAUCCACGUCCACCAUCACGCUGGUGACCAGCACACAGCCGGCAGCCCUGGUCAGCAGUUCGGGCUCAGCAAGCACCCUGGCGUCUGCAAUCAAUGCCGACCUUCCCAUUGCCACCGCCUCGGCCGACGUGGCCGCAGACAUUGCCAAGUACACCAGCAAAAUGAUGGAUGCCAUAAAGGGGACGAUGACAGAAAUCUACAAUGACCUCUCCAAGAACACCACUGGGAGCACAAUAGCUGAGAUUCGAAGGCUGAGGAUUGAGAUUGAGAAACUGCAGUGGCUGCACCAGCAGGAGCUCGCUGAGAUGAAGCACAACCUGGAGUUGACCAUGGCCGAGAUGCGGCAGAGCCUGGAACAGGAGCGGGAUCGGCUCAUUGCCGAGGUGAAAAAGCAACUGGAGCUGGAGAAGCAGCAGGCGGUGGACGAGACCAAGAAGAAGCAGUGGUGUGCCAACUGCAAGAAGGAGGCCAUUUUCUACUGCUGCUGGAACACCAGCUACUGUGACUACCCCUGUCAGCAGGCCCACUGGCCCGAGCACAUGAAGUCCUGUACCCAGUCGGCGACUGCCCCUCAGCAGGAAGCAGAUGCCGAGGCAAGCACAGAAACAGGAAAUAAGUCAUCGCAGGGCAACUCCUCCAACACACAGUCAGCACCUUCAGAACCGGCCAGCGCCCCCAAAGAGAAAGAGGCGCCAGCGGAGAAGAGCAAGGACAGUAGUAACUCGACCCUGGAUCUUUCCGGCUCCAGAGAGACGCCCUCCUCUAUGCUCUUAGGCUCCAAUCAAAGCUCUGUUAGCAAGAGGUGUGACAAGCAGCCUGCCUAUACCCCAACCACUACAGACCACCAGCCGCACCCCAACUACCCAGCCCAGAAGUACCAUUCCCGGAGCAGCAAGGCAGGUUUGUGGAGCAGCAGCGAGGAGAAGCGAGCGUCAUCCCGCUCUGAGCACAGUGGAGGGACCAGCACGAAGAACCUCAUGCCCAAAGAGUCCCGGGAGUCUCGGCUAGAUGCCUUCUGGGACUAGGGGUGCAUUGUGAGCCAGAACACCUCCCUAUAGGCGGGAGAAACAGCCCAAACCACAGGAAGCAACAGAAACUGGAGAACCGCCACCUUUAGAAUUUCCAACACUCAGGCUCUGCCCGUCGGCUUGGCUGCAGGACAGAGACUUGACUCCAUCCCAGCUCUGGUCUUGGCUGGGAUGGCACUACCCUGUGAGCCAAACACUUUAGGUGUAAGUAGGUACACUUGUGACGUCACUGACCUAGCGUACCUUUCCUUUUCAUAUCUACACUGACCUUAACUUAUAAAAAAAACAGAAAAGAAAAGCAAGUUUUAUAUAUAUACAUAUAUAUAUAAAGAUCUACAAUUAAAAGAAUGUUUUGAUAAUCCAGGGGCUGGUUAGUGAGCCCGCUGGCCUCACUGGGGUGUCAGGGCUGGGCCCAGGGAUUGCUAUUUUCACGUAGGCCCUUGUCCUUGGAUACCCAGGGGAGGGAGCCACUGUCGCCGCAGCACACCAGGAUUGGGGCUCUCAGGCUGUGCUGCCCUAGACCCGCCACACCAAGCCAUCCGCCCCUCACAGACCCUACAAGACGAUGUUAGGAAACACAUGCUUGCUGGCCUUGAAGGACACAGAGAGAAGUAUGUGUGUGUGGUGUGUUUCCAGCUCUGGCUCCCGAAGGGGCAAAGCAGCCUCCUGUUUACAGAAGGUCCACGCGAGCUAUCCCCGUGGCGUUACGAAUGCAGCCAGCGCCCGGCGUUUGUGCAGGGGUGUCGGGAACGAACGCAGCCAGCGGGCAUCUGUGCGUGCGAGGAGACCCCUUCUCUCGGCCAAGUUUUUUCCCAUAACACCCACAUGGAUUUGUGAAGACGUGCUUCUCAGAAGCAAGGACUCAAAAAGCAAAGGUGCACGGCGAGGCCACGAAGCCCACGCCAGCCCGGGGAUGGAGCAUGUAUGUAUUAUUUAUCUGCUGGAGUUCUACGUUUUUAUGUAAGCAUGAAACACAGGCAGUGUGAGAGAAAGCCAGGACCCGACAUGCUGUCCGUUAACGCUACGUCUGCUGUAGUUCCAUUUUGUAUGUUGUGUAAAGCGAGCAUCGAUCGAAGCAAAAGGUGAUGUGUGUAUAUCAGAAAAAAGAAAUUAACUGUAUAUCAUUCCAGUACAUUCCGUUGUACAUUUUAGUCUCCGUUUACUUUCUCUUCAUUGUUGAUAAGAGAAUGCCAAGCUGCGCGUUGUUCAGGCAGUUUACCCCUACUAGAGAAGAAAGGAAGAAACGCUAGAAGAAAACAGGAGAGAGAGAAAAUUUGUGAAUUGCGGUCGUCAAAACAAAACAAAACAAACAAAAAAAAACAAUCUAGCCUAGCUGGCCUUAUUUGGGAAGCGUAACUGCUUUUAGCAUAUGGGAGUAUUUUUUCACAUUUUCUUUGUAUAAAAUUUGUAUUAAACUUAAAUAUCUUUUUUGA
Messenger RNA from Mus musculus (house mouse), 7372 nucleotides. RefSeq names its product zinc finger, MYND-type containing 8 (gene Zmynd8). Gene Ontology annotation, biological process: negative regulation of DNA-templated transcription; regulation of DNA-templated transcription; chromatin organization. The coding region runs from base 2241 to 5936 and encodes 1231 amino acids. Gene Ontology annotation, molecular function: zinc ion binding; histone H3 reader activity. The transcript is spliced from 23 exons. The record is from RefSeq and is a predicted model, not a curated record. Gene Ontology annotation, cellular component: nucleus; chromosome. NCBI's taxonomy places the organism in Eukaryota, Metazoa, Chordata, Mammalia, Rodentia, Muridae.